Penaeus vannamei (Pacific white shrimp) is the source of this 5738-nucleotide messenger RNA. The record is from RefSeq and is a predicted model, not a curated record. Lineage: Eukaryota; Metazoa; Arthropoda; Malacostraca; Decapoda; Penaeidae.
AUGCAUUUUCAUCUGAUUUUAACUUUUGUAUUUUUUUUCUCCCAACAGGCAUCCAUGGAUUUGCCGCCGGACAAAGCCAAGCUCCUGAAGCAGUACGAUGACGUCAAAAAGUGGGACAUGAUAUGCGACCAGGAGCGGGUCAGCGCGAAGGACCCGCCCUCGCACUACCUCAACAAGCUCAAGACCUACCUUGACCCCAAAGCUUCCAGGUCAAGCAGGAAACGCAAAAUGGUCGGUGAGUCUACAUCUACACAAGUUUUAAGGGAUCUAGAGAUCUCCCUUAGAACAAACCACAUUGAGUGGGUCCGGGAGUUCUUGAGUGAAGAAAACCAAGGACUAGAUGUUCUAGUGGACUAUUUAACCUUUAGACUCAUGAUGCUCAGACAUGAGCAGAGAUUACGAGAGAGUCUAGAAGAUGAAGAAGAAUCGAAAAACAUAAACGGUCAACUGAAACCAUCAGUUGAAAUUAACUCACCACGAAUGAAACGAGCAUCACGACACGUACAGAAGCUAAACAUGGGAGAUUCGAAGGAUGACAUCCAUGUCUGCAUCAUGUGCUUGAGGGCUAUCAUGAACAACAAAUAUGGAUUCAACCUAGUUUUCGAACAUCGAGAAGCCAUAAGUUGUAUUGCACUAAGUCUCAAUCAUAGGAGUUUAAGGACAAAGGCACUAGUCCUAGAGCUCUUAGCAGCCAUCUGUCUAGUGAAGGGUGGGCAUGAGAUCAUUCUCAACGCCUUCAAUAACUUCAAGGAUGUCUGCUCUGAGACGCAACGUUUCCAGACACUCAUGAAUUACUUCUCAAACUAUGACUGUUUUUACAUUGAAUUCAUGGUGGCAUGUAUGCAGUUCAUCAACAUUGUGGUACACAGUGUAGAGGACAUGAACUUCCGUGUACAUCUGCAGUAUGAAUUUACACAACUUGGCCUCGAUGACUACUUGGAAAAGCUAAGACACCACGAAAGUGAAGAAUUACAGAUCCAAAUUUCUGCAUACCUCGACAAUGUGUUUGAUGUAGCCGCACUCAUGGAAGACAGCGAAACAAAGACAGCAGCGCUAGAAAGGGUAGCAGAGCUGGAGGAUGAACUUUCACACUUGGCAGAGAGGAUGUCUGAAAUGGAAGCAGAAUCACUUGCUAAACUAGUAGAACUGGAAGGAGAGUUGGUCGAGUUACGCAGGCAGAAAGAGGAAUUGGAAAACGUUAAUAGCCAGGUUCAAGAGGAAGUAUCAACCCUACGAAGGGAAGUGAACCAGAAGAGUGAGGAGUCGCGGCAAAGACAGUCAUUAUUGGAGAAACAGAUUGUAGAACUCGAAACACUUGCUCGCUCAAAAACUCAAAGAACAGGUAAUACCAGAAAAAAUGCAUUAAGAAUGUUAAUUAAUUGCAUAAUUGUGUUCAUCAUUUCCAGCUACCCACACCAGCAACCCUCGGCACCAAAUACUUCUAUUAACCAAGCACACACUUACACACAUUUACCACCAUACAAACCACCACCUACUAUUGCAAUUACAGGGCUGCGUGCUUCUAUGGCUUACUCCAACGGCUCGGAUCUCAAAUUCAUGACCUAUCAUAGAAGAAGAGUCAAUCACCCAAUACAGAAAGUACUUUCGACACUACAACUUGUGGUUCGGCUGAAACCUAAGAGAUCCAAUAAGAUGGAAACAUAUUGGACUGUCAAGGCAUAUCGUGAAUACGAACGCGAUCGUAAACCUGUGAGCCAGCUGACAGAUGAAGACCAGUACAUGCUUCAGCUCAGCAAGGUGGACAGAUUGAGUACCAAACUACAGAUUAUGAGCUUUAUUGCCAACUUCUUUGACAGUGUACAUACUGUCACCCCACAAGUUCAUGCUAUCAUCACAGCAUCACGCUCAGUUAGAAAUAGUAACAAGUUGAAAAAAGUACUUGAAGUAAUCCUUGCUUUUGGUAACUACAUGAAUAGCAGCAAACGUGGUCCAGCUUAUGGCUUCAAACUUUCAAGUCUGGAUACUUUGUGUGAUACAAAGUCAGCAGACAAAAAGAUGAGUGUGAUGCAUUACAUUCAGGAAACCAUGAGAGCGAAGUUCCCAGAUAUCAAUAAUUUUGAUGCAGAACUAAGGUUUAUUGAAAAGGCUGCACAGGUAUCACUGGAGAAUAUCAUCACAGAUGUCAGUGAGCUAGAAAAGGGUAUGGAGCAAGCAAAGAAGGAAUAUGAACGAGGAAGAGACAUGAGGAGUAUGGAGGGGCAGGCUGCAUCUGGUGUGCUCAAGGAUUUCUUGAGUAAUUCAGAGGAAAAGUUGAAAAAAUUGAAAGCGGAGGCCAAGACAGCACAAGCAGCCUUUGCAGAAGUUUUAGAGUACUAUGGAGAGAGCUCAAGAAGUAUGGCUCCAAACACCUUCUUUGCCAUUUUUGUCCGUUUCACCAAAACUUAUAAGAUGGUGGAGCAAGAGAAUGAGCAGCGGCGCCGAUUAGAGGCUGCCUCCAAAGCAGCAGCUCUGAACCAACAGAAGCAACAGCAGCAACAGCAAGAAAGUCAGCAGGUGGUUAGAAACAACAAAAUCAAUGCACGUAAACAACAGGCUUACGGAGGAGAGAGGCUCUUUUCUUCAGCUCUGAUGGCAUUACUAUUUUACAUUCUAGACCCCAGUGGAAACCUGUUCAUGCAUGAAUUCCCCCUUGUCAUAGCAUGGUCCCUGUGUUUCCCCUUAUCAUCCUUUCAGCCAUCCCUGUUUCAACUUUCCCAUCAUUCCUGGUUGUUUAAACAGGAGGCGCUGAUGAGUGAAAUGAAGGCGCGUGGUGUGGUUGCAGAUAAACGCCUUCUUUCUCAAGAGGAUGUUUACCAUGGAGCACUUGAGGAUAUCCUCAUUGGCCUGAAAAAUGAGCCAUACCGACGAGCUGAUGCAGUAAGGAGAAGCCAGAGGAAACGUAAUGAAAAUGUGAGACUCUCCCGUACUUUGGAUGACAUGGAAUUUUAAGCAUUUUAUGCAAAGAAAAAAAAUUAUUGCAAUAUCUUUCCAAUUUUCAAAAUCUUCUGUCAAGUCUUCUUAUGGCUGGCUAGUGCAGUGUCAAGAGAUUGUCUUUUUCUUUUUUGACAAGAGACAAGUGAUUUAGAGAAUGAUAUAAACAUUCAGCUCACCUUUGGGAAAGAUUGUUGCUUCCAGUGAUACCCACUUUUUUCAAAUUUAAAGUGUUUUUCCUCAGAAGCUGAUUCAAAGGAAGGGGUGAUGCAUGCAUAACUCUUUGAUAGACAUGGACUUGACUAGCAAAUGUUUGUUCACCACAGGACAAAGGUAUAAAGCAUUCCAGCUAAAAUUAGUUGCUACUUACACGAUUUUUAAUGGACUGCCCAUCCAGGAUGACUGAAGUCUCAGUAUAUUAGUCCUACAGAAAAGAUAAAGCAUUCAAGAUAAAGUCUUCAGAGGUCAUGUAAUACCAGAAUUUUUGUUUAAAUAUUUGUUGAUAGAUUUUCUUUUAAGUUUUGGUAUUAUUAUCUUCUGCUAUAACAUAUAUAUAUAGUUAAUGAGUGACAAUCAAGAAGUUCAGCAUAAGAUACAAAUUUUCAAAAUAUUUUAUUAGAUGCCUGUAUUAGAUUUAUAUGAGUGGAUCCUUUUAGGUUAUAAAUCAUAUAUAUAUAUAUAUAUUAACAUAUAUAUAUGUUAUUUUUUUUGUAGCUAAUACAAAAGAGGAAAUAUAAAAGAGAAUGAGGAUGGUCCAAUACAGUGAGAAUAUUUCAGAGGAUGGAUUGAUAAGUACUUUUGCCUUGUUAUUUAGGACUGGAGUGAUGGUCUGAGCAGUGGCUGAAUCUCUGCACUGUGCCUCGGUAUGGUAUGCCUUCCAGCUCUAGAAAGCGUGCGGUUUAGAGAAGGCCGAAUCUUCGUUAAAUCAUUGUGAGGUUUUGUCAUGUCAUAGGCACAACUUUUAUGGAGUUGUAGUCAUUUUUUUAGGAAAAGAAAAAUAUAUGUUGAUGAAAAAGAACAAAAAAAAAAAGAGAAAAUUAUAUAUCUGGAAAUUUUCCUCCAGUUUAUUAUUAAAGCAGAUAUUGUUUUAUCAAUGAUGGAUCUGAUGCGUAUUAUAUGUGUAAUUUAUUUAUUUCAAAUGUUGUAUGACCUGAUGUGAACUUAUCGCACUACAUGUAUAUGAAAUCAGAAUUAUGGUUUGAUUAUCAAGAGAGAGAAAAAUAAUUGGUAUGAUUUUUUAGAUUUCCUUGCAGAAAAACAAAGUCUAAGUCUUGCAUAUGUACUUGGUGAUUACGCACAGGUUAUAUCAAAUUCCUGGUCUUGUUAGGUUGCCCAGAACAUAUGAAAACUGCCACUAGAGUCCUAUUUGGCAACACUGAUUGAAGGGGGUCAAAGAAGGAAUUGCCAUCCUGCCCCACCAAGUUCUCUCCAGUGUUGCCAGUUCUGUGAUGUCUUAAUGUGGAAAUUGAUUCUUAAUGCCUUGUGGAGCUAUAAGAAUUGAGAAUAUUUUUCACUGUGUAUGUGAUGAUUUGUGUUAUAUUGAAAACUAUCAGUCACUGAUAAUAAUAUUAUUAUUUUUUUUAUAUUAAGAUUUUGAAUUUAUUUUAUAUAUAUCAUUCCCAGAGUCUGGGCAUUAUUGUUAAAAGUUUGCAAAGUCUUGGUAUAUGUAAAAUUUGUGUGGAAAAAAGGAACACAAACCACCCAUUUCCCAUUGUCUCUGCUAAUGCAACAUGUUUGAUAUUUAAACAUAUCUGUAAGUGUAUAUUUUUCUAACAUUACCCUUUUUUUCGCCUUUGUUUUUUUUUUUCUUUUCUUUUUUUUGUACUGUCCAGUCACUGUGUGCCUUAUGAAGGUUUUGUUUUUUCCACAUAACAUGCAGUUACGUCAUCUUAUUUCUGUGACUGCAAAUUAAAAAAAGAAUAUUUAUAUAUUUUCCUUCUCUUUUCAUCCCAAUUUUGCCCAAAAUGUGUAAAUAUAAAUCCUCUUUUGUCUCUGUAUAACCAGUUUCAAAGCAAAGGUAAUGAUCAACUUGAUUUAUAUAGAAAUACACGGUUGAUCUUAUGUUGUCUUGUGUGUCGUGAAAGCUCUUCUUCCUGUAGUUGUUCUGGGGGCACAUUUGAGAAUUGUUGCAUCUUGUAUUGGCCUUCUAACAGUGUUUAAAAGGAUGAAACUACUCAAUUUUUCCCCUUUCUCUUUUGAAGACGAGAUGUGUAUUCUAUGUCAUUCUUUUUCCUCGUUCAGUGGAGUGAUCUCUCAGAUGCGCAUUAUUUUAUAGUCUAGUCUUUAAAUGUAACACUCUUUCAGUUACUCAUAUUUGUAAGAAAAUAUGUAGAAAGUUGCUUAUAUUCAGUCAAAUUUAGUCGAGGAAUUUCCCCCAAAGUACCCAUUAAGGCCUUAUUCUUAAGAAAAUUUGUAUAUAUAUGUAAAUAUAUAUAAAAUCUGUAAAUUGCAUUCUUAGACACUAACAAAUACUCAAUCUGUAAAUAAUAUUUGCAAACUGGAGAAAUGUAUUGCCGAAAAUUAGGAAAGUGGCUCUGAGGGCGUCCAGGUUUAAAAGUUAUCAAGGCAAAGCACAAGGAUUUGUUUUUUUAUGUCCCAUGUAUAAUUUUAGUGUAAGGAAACAUUGUUGAAUGAAGAAUUUACCAAAAUCUUAUUGGUACUUCUGAUAUGGUACUUCUGAGCCUAAACAUCCUUUGUUCAUUUUUUUUCUUUUUUUUAACUGAUGUAUAAUAUGAUAAUGGUGACUGGAAUUUUUUCUAUAAUGAAAUAAUCUUUCAAGAAUUACCACAGUAAAAAAAUGUAUUUUU